Messenger RNA from Brenthis ino (lesser marbled fritillary), 3012 nucleotides. The record is from the annotation of a GenBank genome assembly. Lineage: Eukaryota; Metazoa; Arthropoda; Insecta; Lepidoptera; Nymphalidae.
AUGUUUCGACUAACGGUUUUAGGAGGACCGCUUCCUAAUAAGACUCAAAUACGAAUGAAUUCUUCGAGCAGUUAUAUAAGGAAUACUUUUAUAAAUUACUUUAAAAAUGAUCAUGACCAUAAAUAUAUCAAAUCCAGUUCUGUUGUGCCUUUAUGUGAUCCUACAGUACCUUUUGUGAAUGCUGGCAUGAAUCAGUUUAAAGGUGUUUUCUUAGGCAUAGUGGAAGCUCCAUGUUCUCGUGCAGUUAACUCACAAAAAUGUGUUCGUGUGGGUGGCAAGCACAAUGACUUAGACAUAGUUGGAAUGGAUGGCACACAUCAUACAUUUUUUGAAAUGCUCGGCAAUUGGUCAUUUGGAGAUUAUUACAAGAAAGAAGCUUGUCAAAUGGCAUGGGACCUUCUACUUGGUCCAUAUCGUCUUAAGCCUGAAAAUUUAUUGGUGACAUAUUUUGCUGGGGAUGCUGUUAUUGGACUGCAGGAAGAUAGAGAAUGCAGGGAUAUUUGGAAACAGAUUGGUGUACCUUCAAGCCAAUUAAAAGCUCAUGGUGCAAGGGAUAAUUUUUGGGAGAUGGGCCUCACAGGACCAUGUGGUCCGUGUACAGAGAUUCAUUACAUUCACCCUGAUGGCACACUUACGGAGAUAUGGAACCUGGUGUUUAUUCAGUGCAAUAGAGAAUCAGACGGUUCCGUGACGAGUUUGAGGCGACACCACGUAGAUACUGGCAUGGGCUUGGAGCGCAUGGCGGCGCUGCUGCAGGGCGUACGCUCCAACUAUGACACCGACCUGUUCCGACCUAUCAUUGCUGCUAUUGAAAAGAAUAGCAAACAUGUACCACCGUACAGCUCUCGCUACGGCGCCGACGCGCGCCGCGACCGUGCGUACCGGCGGCUGGCGGACCACGCGCGCAUGGUCGCCGUGUGCCUCGCUGAUAGAGCCUUCCCUUCCUCUAGCCUUAAUUUAAAACAAGUGAUGCGCAAAUCGUUCAAAAUAAGCACAGAUGUCUUCCAAAAUCCUAAUCUUUUAAACCUUCUAUACAAUGAAGUGAUGGCAACACUUGGAGAAACGUAUCCUGAAAUCGUUGCCAGAGAGAAAGACGCAAAGUUGAUUAUCGACUAUGAAAGAGAUAAUUAUGCUAAGUUAAGAUCAAAUAUGGCCAAAAAAUGGAAAGAGCUGGUUAAAAUGUACCCUGAGGUAGAAGCGAUGAGUGACAUCGAAAGCGCAGGGUUUGCUUUAGGCUAUAAGGAAUUUAAGGAGACAAUGUCCAAAGUGAACUCCACUGUCGUACCCGGCGAAUUAGUGUUCAAACUAUAUGACACUCACGGUCUCCAAGACGACGUCAUUGAAAGGAUAGCAAAGUUAAAUAAUCUAGAAAUAGACAAAAAAAGCUUCUGGAAACUUCUAUCAAACCAUAAAUCCAGACAUAAAACUGCUUUUAAAGAACAGUCUUCAAAUAAAGGCAUUAUGUUUGAUAAAGCUAUCGAAACUUUACACCAAAAUGGCGUCACAGUCACUGACGAUCAACCCAAGUACAAUUUUAUGGAAACAAAUAACCAAAUUACCUUCAAACCUUUGAAAAGUAAAGUGGUAGCCAUAUUGAGUGACGAUGGCGAAUGGAUAGACUUUUCAGAGCCAUCCGAAAAUAAGCCUUAUUACAUAGUAACAGAGAGCACAAAUUUCUACUGUGAAGAGGGUGGUCAAAUAGCUGACGAUGGUCAUAUAAUGUUUAAUGAAAAUAUAAAAUUUAAAGUGGAUAACGUUUUUAAAAUUCGUGACAUAGUUUUUCAUAAAGGACAAUUUAUAUUGAAAGUGACAGAUAGUGAUGUGUACGUUAGAAACGGCAAUAGUGUUAGUUUAGAAAUAAAUAGUGACAAAAGGCUGAAUAUUAUGAUAAAUCACACAGCUUUACAUUUGUUGAAUGCUGCACUGAGGAGAGUUUUGCCUAAUAGUGUGAUAUGCCAAGUUGGAUCUAGCGUAACAGAAAAAGGGUUCUCUUUAAAUUUGUCGGUUUACGGCGAAAAAUUGUCUCAGAAGGUGAUUUUACAAGCUCAAGAAUUAGUCAGGGAAAGUAUCAAAGCGAACGUCUCGAUACAAACGCGAGUGUUGGACAGUACGCAACUAUCGAUGGAAGAAGACGUGGUGACCGUCCCUGGUGAGACAUAUCCAGAAACUGGUCUAAGACUCGUCUCCUCUUCGCCUCCACUGGUAUCCAAGGAGCUGUGCUGCGGCACGCACGUGGCGGCGGGCGCGGCGCUGCGCGAUGCGUGCGCGGUGGCGCUGCGCGGCGGCGGCGGCCACGCGCCCGCGCUGCACGCGCUGGCCGGGCCCGGCGCCGUGCAGGCACGCGAGCUGUUCUGCCGAGCGCAGAAGCUGUCAGAAGUAGCGGAUCUGGCAGACGCUGACAGGAUCAGAGAGGAAGUGUCCGUCAUCAGGGGCGAGCUGUCGCGGCUGUGCGGCUGGGCGGGCGGCGCGCCCUGCGGCGACCACGCGCACUGUCUGCAGCUGCUGGACACGUUGCUGAAGAGAGCUACUGACAAGAAUGAUGUUGUGCUGCAAUCAAUAGCUGAGUCGGAGAUACAGGAGGCGUGCGCGGCGGCGGCGGCUGAAGGCCGGCUAUUCACGGUGCACUUCCUGCGCGUGUCGUACCUGCUGUCUGCGGCGGCGGCGCGGCGCUGCGUGGCGAGCCCGCCUGCCCCCGCGCGCCCCGCCAUGCUGCUGGGCUGCGCCGGCGGCGUCGUGGUUGCCGCAGCGCAUGUGCCGCAAGAAAUGGUAACACCAACGUUCACAGCGGAAAAAUGGCUGUCCUGCGUGCUGCCGAUAUUCAAGGCGCACAUUUUGCCCGCGAGCGAACAAUCCCUGCUCACACGCGCUGAAAUGAGCUCCACGAAGGUGAGCCUGAUCACGUGCGAGCAGCUGGUGCAGGAUGCCAUGCGCGUCGCCAUCAAGUACGCGCAGGCGCAGCUGCGGCGCGCCUCCCCCGCGCCCGGCCCUGCGCGCCGCGCCGCCGAGCACGAG